AUGAACUGUACCGACGUCACUCGACUCCCCACCGUCCUCGCCCCCUCGGCGGCAAUGGCCUCCCCCGUCCCGAGUUGCCGAAAACGCUCAAUCGCUUCAAUCCACUCGACGGAAAAGAAGCAGCAGAAAGCGCGCAAAAGUCGACGCGUCUACGACUUCACGUUCGACUUUCUCGCGCAGUUCUUCCAUAUUCCACAGCGACAAGCAGCAGACGUACUUAACGUGUCCGUCAUCACGAUCAAGCGCAACUGCAAGCGCCACGGCUUCCGGUGGCCGUACCGUGCCAACAAGUACAAGUCCGGCCACUCCUUUGUGCUGUCGGAAAGGGGGCGGGCGUUCCACGAACUACCGCUUGACUGUCUUCGGGAGGACCCUCAAUCGGAGCUGCCGACCAAGUCGAUACUAAAGAAGGAACCUCAACCGGAACUUCCGACCAAGGCUGCACCACAAGACGAACUGACUAGUGAGUGCGACACGGACACCGAGAGCAUGCACGACGACGACCAGGCCAAGACCGAUUACGGCGAGAUCCUCGUGUCAUUGCACAAGCUGCCGAUGGACAUUGACACGCAGUGA
This is a messenger RNA of Peronospora matthiolae, 576 nucleotides long. The record is from the annotation of a GenBank genome assembly. NCBI's taxonomy places the organism in Eukaryota, Oomycota, Peronosporomycetes, Peronosporales, Peronosporaceae.